UGCUAAGUUGGAAUUAACAAAUGACACAAUUGACAAAACAAAAUUUCAAUCAAUUCCAAAUUCAAGCACCUUACAAUAUCAUCAUAUUAUGUUAUUGCCACCGCAUUUGUAGCAAUGCCUUCCAUCCAAAAAAUCGUCUUUCAUCGUAACCACAUUUUAUUCAUCACAAGAAACAUAUUUAAAGCACCAAUAAAACACACUAGAGGCAAUUCCACACAUAAUGACCUCACUUCCUCUUUUGAAACAUGGGAUAUUUUAUGGAAAAAAAUUGGCAGAAAAUGUUAAACAUUUAAAUAAAAAUUCAUCUCGGUCGGAAUCCUGCAAACCAGAUAGGGGUAAAUUACCGUGGGAGACUGACCAAAAACAAAAACUUCUCGAUUGGCAAAAAGAAGGAAUAGAGUGUAAUGAGUGCCGACCUCAAAGUCUAAUAGAUCAAUUUAAAUCAAUUUUAGAACGUAGGAGAAUUGAAAAGUGCAAACACCAAGAAAAGCACAAUUGUCAAGGGUUGUUUGAAGAAUUAACUAUCACCAGGAAGACUUAUCCUCAAUUAGAAGCAGAACGAAAGGGAUACCUUCCUGGUUGUCCUGUGGCAGGUUGGCAGUUACUCAAUAACAGUUGAUUUAUUUAUUAUGUGCUACAUUGUAUCAAUAUAAAAUAUCUUAUCAUAA
Molecule: messenger RNA, 668 nt
Organism: Diorhabda carinulata
Lineage: Eukaryota; Metazoa; Arthropoda; Insecta; Coleoptera; Chrysomelidae
Exons: 3
Coding region: 221-619 (132 amino acids)
Source: RefSeq, a predicted model, not a curated record